AUGCGCACAGCGACUGAGUCUCCCGCACACAUUACUUCGGGAUUCUACAAGAUCGAGGCUGGUCCCGAGAGACCUGCGACAUACACUUACGAGGAGACGAAGUAUGUCCUCAGUGGAGAGAUUGAUGUCUUCGAUGAGGCUACCGGAAUCACCCACAAUCUUGUCGCAGGUGACUUUGCCUUCUUCUUCGUUGGCUCCAAGGUCAAGUUCUCGACCAAGUCCAAGGGAACUGCUUUCUAUGCUGUUACUCGGCCGGUUGCGGUUGCUCACCCUACUCUCAAGGUCAUUGAGGAUAAGGCUAGCUUGUGA
Molecule: messenger RNA, 309 nt
Organism: Penicillium bovifimosum
Lineage: Eukaryota; Fungi; Ascomycota; Eurotiomycetes; Eurotiales; Aspergillaceae
Exons: 3
Coding region: 1-309 (102 amino acids)
Source: RefSeq, a predicted model, not a curated record